Molecule: messenger RNA, 1011 nt
Organism: Lactuca saligna
Lineage: Eukaryota; Viridiplantae; Streptophyta; Magnoliopsida; Asterales; Asteraceae
Source: the annotation of a GenBank genome assembly
AUGGUCGUCGCACCUACAUCUCACCACCUGCAACCUCAACAUGAUCGACCAUCACCACCAUUCUUACCAUCCAUCGCCACCCUACCAUCUUCUCCAUCACCACCUCUUUCUUAUUCCAUGUUUGUAUCAGAAAGCAAAAAUGUUGGGUUCCUGUUUGUUUACUUUAAGGUUGGAAUGCUGGAUCCCCCAAGAGAGGAAGUCAGAGAGGUGGAAGCAAGCAUUGAGUAUAAUUGUAGGCAUGAAGGUCCAGGCAAUUAUGGACAGCUUCCUCUUGUGAAACCAUAUAUGGUUGCAGUUCAGAGCAACAAUGUAUCUGCUGUAAAUAAGGAAUUUAAUGAAGUAUAUGUGGAGGAGGAAGACUAUGAUAGGUUACUGAAUUGUGAUGUCAUGAUAUUGAUUGAUGCAUAUGGAUUGUUGGAGAUUGAGUCAUGGAUGCCAUGUCUGAAAGGACUAAGCCCUUUUUGAUUACUAAUAGGGCAUGUGAUGCUGACUGAUGGUGUUUAUUGGCUUGUAAUCUUCCCAUCUCUUAACAUUUCAAAUUAUGAAAUGAGUUUUUUGACAGUUGUUCUUGAUUCCCUUAAUCUUGUUUUGGUGCUAGGAGACACUGCCAUGAAUAGCUUGGUAUGGGUGGAGGAGGAUUUUCUCCACCACCACCACCACCAAUGGGUUGAAUGGGGAUGUCGCCUAUGCCACCAUUUGGAAUGCCACCAGUGGAUAGGCAAGAUGAGGGAGUGUUUGAUGAUACGUUUUCAGCCAGUGGUUGAUGCUUUUGAUCCAAGAUUAUUAGUGGCUCCUACUGUUUCCCAUGUCAUCAAUUUUACUACUGUCAAGGAAGAGGAUUUGUAUGAAAUUGACAUUCCACUAAAAUUCACUGCUUGUAUGGGCACAAGGAUACAUGGUUUAGCAUGUUGGUUUGAUGUUCUCUUCAAUGGAAGGUGGUUGACGACUGCCCCUGGUACACCCACAACUCACUGGUAUCAACUUCGUUGUGUUCUUUCUCAACCAAUUUAA